Molecule: messenger RNA, 11031 nt
Organism: Ectocarpus sp. CCAP 1310/34
Lineage: Eukaryota; Phaeophyceae; Ectocarpales; Ectocarpaceae
Source: the annotation of a GenBank genome assembly
AUGACAAAGGUUGACGCUGUGAGCUCCGAGAGCACUGCAGACGUUCGCCGCUGGAGACGCGCUCAGAUCGUAGAGGAGGGCUCCACCGGGCGACUGCGCCUCAGCUUCGACGGCUUGUCGGAGUAUUAUGACCAGUGGGUCGAUAGGGACAGCCCCAAUAUCGCUCCUCCUGGGACCCGAUCAGGACAAGAGGUGGAGCGAUGGCGGCAGGCUCUCCAGCGCGGGAGCCUGGUGGAUGCUCUAGACCCUAACAACACGUGGACCAAUGCCACAGUCAUGGACACCAGAGAGCGGAUGGGAGCGCCUGUUGCUGUUGGCGUGGGGCCGAUGGGUGGGGACAGUGCUGGUGAGCGGCUAGAACUCCUGGUGAGCUUCCGCGUGUACCACCCGGACGGAGACAAGGAGGAAGCGCUGCUGCCCUACAGGCACGAGCUCCUCCCGGGAGAGACGGGCAAGGACCCCGGAAAUGCGGUCGAGACGCUGGACGCGUCACCCGCCGCCCGCCGGGAAGAGGAAGAAGCGAUGGCCGCGGCGGCUGCUCCCGGCGGGCUCCGGGGAGACGCGCCUGGAGGGAGGGUAUUGGCGGACCCCCUUGGCGCGGAAGGCGGUGGUGUCGCUGAAGCCGUUGUUGACGGUGUCGCGGCGCCGCUGGCCGGCGGGUGGGGCCUAGCCGGCGGGAGGGGGGGUGCCGGAGGCAACGAAAACGUUGGCGGGGGGGCGGAGGGCGGCAGAAGAUGCCGGCGGUACUUCGGGCUCGCGUCGAAGGACGAGUGGAUCUCGGCCUCCAGCUCCCGGAUAGAGAAGCUGAACUCUAGGGCGCCGUGGAAGAACUCUUGGACGGAGGAGGCACCGGUCAACGAUAAGGAAGACCCGUAUCUCACGGAGGACGGGACCCACCUCGUGUUCGCCGUGCCGCGCGCUCCAGUCGACGGUGCCCCCUGUCUGGUGGCCGCCGUAAACGCCUUUGGCCAAGCAGGCGGGUUCGAGAACUUGAUCGUGCGCCUCUCGCCCCCGGCCCUCGAGGAGACCCUCCCCGCGCCGCUCGCCGAAGCCCCGCUCCCGCCAGCGCCCCCUUCCACAAACACGCCUCCCGACGACACCGAAAACCCGACCCCGCCUUCACCGCCGCGGCCUCCUGUCGCAGCAGACGAGGGUAGUGUGGUUUCUUCGGUCACGGCGGCGACGGAGGGUAGCGGCAAGAAAGUGCGGGCGGCGGCGGCGGUGCCCCUGGAGGCUCUGCGCAGCGCGCUUGUCGCCGUGGCGUCGGUGCGGCCUCUGCUUGCGAGGAGGGUGGCGAGGGCGAUUUUGGGGCGGACGGCGACCGCUGUCUCGGCUGCGUUGGAGGGGGCUUCGGACUCGGAGCUCCGCGGCUUGUCGCGCGAGCGGGUAGAUGGGAUCGUCAACGGCUUCCGCGAGGUGUUGAAGAGAGGCCACAGGAGCAGUGAGGCGUACCGGCGGGUCGAGUGGUUGCAGCUCGACUUGGCGCUCAAGCUGUACAGGAAUUGGGAGUUGGUGGAGUGGCUGGACGACAACAAUUUUGUCAAGGCUCUGUUCGCGGGGCACACGCAGCUGAUACGCCGGAGCGGCGAUGUGGUCGGGUUCUUGUGCCGCGAGAGAGCGCUGACGGCGGGACACUUGGACAUUAUCUGGGCCGCUGGCGGUGGAGGGCAGGACAAGGACCGAAGAAUAUGCGUUCACGAGGUGCUUCGACCGUUUCUGUACCAGCUGGACAUGGCGCUCUUGGGGAGGCUUGUGGACAAGCUCAGUACGCAACCGCCGGACGAGGGCGGCGCGGCACUCUCCAUCCGGUUGUUGGACCUCCUGUGGGCAAUGGCAGACGACAGGUCUCCUUACCGUCCGCGCAUCAAGGCCAACGCGGCGGAGACCAUACUGCCGGUGGCAGGGCUGCAUGGACUCAGGGGCCACCGGGCGCAGACCCUGCAGCGUUGCGUAACGAACGUUGAGAAGGGCCGGGCUGUUGUCACUUCGCUCAAGGUGUUGGAGGCGGUUCUGCAGAACUACCCCAAGGAUGCCACGAGCUACGAAGCCUUGUCUAGGCGAGACGUGAUACACAACCUGGAGACUAAGAGCGGCUUGACGGAGCUUCUCCUGAGAGAACUGGAGAGCUACGUCGCCGGCUCGAGAAAUAGCACCCUGCCGGAAGACACCACGGACGGCAGUCUGGCUGCCGACCACAGUAACAACCCUCCUUCGCUUUCGCCGGUGUCGGCGGGUUCUGCAACAACCGCGGCGGGGGUUAAGGCCCGGCUGCACACGCUGGAGCACGUCUUCGACAACUCUCGCCUGGUUCUCAGCACAGAGCAGAUCAAGCGCCUCUGGGCGUGUCUCGGGCCCGGCCCCGGCCCCGGCCUGGCGGGGUCGACGCGUGGCGAGGUUUCCACUCUUCUCUCUUGGUUUUCCAAGGCGUGCGAGGCGUGCGAGGGGGAAGGGGGGGGCGGCAUGUUUGAACCCGGCGUCGCUGCAGAGCUAUUUCAGGAGCUGAUCGUGUCCGACGGAGAAAAGAGAGAAUUCGCCGCGACGAGCGCCAGCCCGGAGUGGUUCUCGUGCUUCCAGACAUUCUUCUUCAAGGUCAACCGGCAGUCGGGUCGCAUGCACGUCACGACUGCUCCCAGCACCACCACCACUAGCCCACGCGCCGACGCGGCUUCGACAGCAGGCCAGACGAGGGGCAGGGGCGGUGGAGACGACGCGGAGGGCAUGAUAGCAGGGAUGCGAGCUCUUUGGAAUGUCGCCCUAGAGGCUGAGGACGCGACGGUGGUGGACCAGGCCACGAGGCUUCUCAACCGAACUCAUCUGGAGCUGGCUCCGGGGCUGCGAGAUCGUGUCGGCGAGAUCCGCAAGGAAUACAUCAACACCUGCAUGGCCUACGUCAAGAAGGGAAGCGACGACAACACGGACUUGGCGGACAGCGACAACGACGCCCUGGCGACGCCGACCACUCCCGGCGAGUUGGCUAAGGCCCCAUCACCAUCACCAUCAUUGUCGUCAUCGUCAUCGUUAUCGUUGUCGUCCUCCCGGCGUCAGCGGUCCGUGGUGCGAGCCCUCCACCUGCUGGAAGAGUUUGUGGACGAGACGGAGAUGGGGGGCACCGUGUGGAUAAGGGGCCACGGGGCGAGGGUCAGGGGCGCCGAGGUGGUGCUCAACUUCGAAAACAAGGUGCCGGAGCCGAAUCGGAUGGCCUCGAGCUUCAAGGUCGAGAUGCAUACCAACAGUCAAGUCUGGGAGGUCCGUCGAAAGGUGGCCCACAGAGGCAAGAUGCCCGCGGAAGAUGUCGAGCUGAAGGUCAUGAGCGGCGAAACUGGUAACGGUUCGAGGAACGGCGGUUACGCCGGCGGCACUGAACGACGAAGCGUGAAAGCGUUGGAUCGGAGCAACUCCAGGCGGCUGGGAGACCUGGGCUUGCGGAAGGACGACGUGUGGGUAGUCUCGAGGAGGACGGGGCCAGCGGUGGGGCGUUCACCCCUCCUCGACGCCUCCGGGAGACUCAUUCCGAAGGCUCGGGCUAUCUUCGAGCAGUGGUUCCACAAGUUCGAGAACGCCCAUGGCGUGAUGGACCGGAUAGGCGCCGCGAGGUUCAUCGACAGCUGCUGCCAUGAUCAGUGCAAGCCCACGGAUGAGCGGGUCAACAAGUUCUUCAGGAACUACGACAAGACGGGCGACGGUUACAUGCGGCUGGAUGACUUCUUGAGGCUCUUCAGGGACAGCUGCAAGGAUCUGCCGCAUGUGGUGUGGAGCAACCUCAGGGCGCACCACUACAGGGACGAUCUUACGAGGCCCAGCGUCUACGAUCCCGCUACCACUGACACGGACGAAGGAGGGGAGGCGACUCCUCCCAAAGGCGACAACCCGUUCCGCCGCACCGCGAGCCAAUCCCAAGAACCAGACCUCCCCCUCCCCCGCACCAUCAUCUCGCGGGACCUCCCCAGCGUAAAGAACCUUCUCGGCGUCCUCUCCCUCGGAGGGGCCGCCGCCGCAGCCGCCUGGCGCUUCCUCAUGCGGCUCCCUACCAACCCCGAGAUGCUGAAGGGGAUACGCAUACUGGAAUAUUUACGGAGCGGGGGUGGGGGCGGCGGUGGCGACAAGUGGAAGGCCUUGCUCGGUCCGCCCGGGUCGCACGAGAUGCUCUACACGCUGCAGAUCGUGGACGGGGUGUUGGACUUCUUGGCCGGCGCGGGGGGGGUGGGGGAUGGACCCGCGGGCGGAGACAAGGAGGCGUUUGCUUUGGACGGGCCCGAGAGUCUCCGAGAGUGGGAGGGCGUAGACCCCGAGGAUUGGGUGGUGGGUUUCGUGCGCAGCGGCGGGUUCUCCCAGUUUUGCGAGGCGAUACUCACCAGGGGGCUAUUCGGCGACGAUCUCCCCGAGAAGAUGGUGGACACACAGCAGGCGUGCCUGGCCCUCAUGCUCAAGGUAGUCCGAGUUGUCCUCCUGGGUGUUCUUUCCAUGUCGACUAUGGAAAGGCAGCUAGACACUCCUGCGGCCACCGCCCCGUCAGCGCCUAUCCCUCUCGAGGAUUCAGAGGUGACGACAGCAGCAGGUGGCACCCCUGAAGGAAGAGGCGUCACCGUUGCUGAAGCAAGCCCCGGCCUCCCGAACGUAGCGGGGAAUACGCCGCCAACGGGAGAAGAUGCGCCGCCACUGUCUUCGCAGAGUGCGGCUGGCGCUAUUGCGGGCACCGCUGGCAGCAAUGACGUACCGCCGUCUGGUGGCUCAGACGGAGAUGGGCAGGCUUCGCCUGGGGUCUCAUCAUUCUCGGAGGGUGUGGGUGUGGCCUCCUCCGCCGACCCCGGGUCGCGUGAGAGGGGUUGCGGGCUGUGGGCGUGCUUGCCGAGGGACGUUACGGCUGCGGUGCUUGGGGCGAUGGAAGCGCCAGAGCUACAGGCUGACCCGCCCCGUCCAUCGGAGAGCGCAUCCGGCAGCACGGCCCCGCUAGACUUAUUCGGUUGGGUGGGAGAGGGGGCUCCCGCCGACGCGAUGGCACAGGAGGCGUUACGUCUCUGGGUGGGCGUGUCGCGGGCGCCGGCGAGGCGUCACGGGCGGCUGCCGCUGCCAUCCGGGGAGCGGCAGGCGGAGGGCGGAAAGGGAGUUCCCGAUGAUGGGCGUUCCUUUACGGCCGCGGGACAGGGGGCGGCGAUGGACGGGCCUAUUCUGAAGGCGAUUUUUUGCGCGAGCGACGCGAUUCGACUGCAGCUGGCGCAGUCCCUGCUUUCGGUGUGCGGCGGUACGGGGGGUCCCGUGGGGGGCACUGGAGGUUCUUCAUCGCCGGUGGAUGGCGCUGUGCCGAGCGGUGUUGCCUCCGGCAACACUGACGAGGAGACUGACGAUGGGGUGCUCGUGAGCCUUGGCAAAGGCGAAGGGAACGCCACCGCCGGAACGGGGUCCCCCGCACCGGAAGCAGGAGACGCUGCUUCGGCGGGAAUAAGAACGACCGACGGCCUGCGGGAGCACGUCGUGCGGCUGCUGCUCGCCAACAUGCCGAGGGCGGAGGGGGCGGGUGCUGGGCCGCGGCGACGGCGGCCGUCGGGAAGGAGGGACUGCACACAGCUGUUCGAUGUCUUGUGCUCUCUUGUGGAGGAAUCCAUCAAGAGUGCUGCUGGUGCUGCUGGUGCUGCUGCUUGUACGAUGGAGGCCGAGUACGACCGUCUUGACGUGGAUAGCCUGACGGCUGACGUGGUUGAACGGCUUCUUGCACACCCUUGCACGGAGAGGAGAGGCACCAGAGAGGCCGACCAGGAUACCCUCCUGGUUGGUCUCCUGAAGCUGGGAGUUACCAUUGUGGAGGCAUGCCCGGAAGCUGCUCUUCGAGUGGGAGAAGGACUCGUGGAGGCUCUACUAGAAGACUUCCUCUUCGCUCCGCCAGCCCCGGCCAGCACAGCCUUUGAGUCCCUGGCGCCGACCCGACCCAAGUGCAAGACGGUGGCAUCGCGGGCCAUGGCCUACAAGCUACUCGCGGCCCUUUGCCGGCCGCGCUUCGUGUCGCCCCCUGAAGGCGGGCGGGGUGGUGAUGAUACUGCGGCGGAGGGGAGUGGCGGCGCUUUCGACGCGUCGCACAACCUCCGGUUGGUGCUUGAGAAGGGGCUGAUCCCUCUGAGGCAGCUCUUGUCCAAGCCGGACGUGUGGGGGUACAGCCCGAGCUUGGGCGAGCGGAGCACCGUCGGGCGCGUGGGGCUACGAAACUUGGGCAACACCUGCUAUGUGAACUCUUGCCUGCAGCAGCUCUUCAUGAUGGAGCCGCUGAGAAACGGACUCCUCAGCCUCGGGGAGGGUGACACUGAGCCUGGCAGCCUCGUGGGGGAGCUGCAGAAGCUUUUCGGGCACCUGACGAUCAGCGAAAAGCAGGCUGUGGACCCCCUGCCGUUCCUUCGAACGGUGAAGGACCUUGACGGCAACCCGAUCGAUGUUUCGGUGCAACAGGACGCGCAGGGGUUCUUGCUAGACCUCUUCGACAAGAUGGAGGCGGGCCUGAAGAACACCCCGCAGUCCUCCCUCAUGUCAACCUUCGAGGGGAGGCAGAUCACACAGCUCAUCUGCCCGAAGCCUGCGGCCGCCGCCGCCCCCGCCGUACCUGAGACGACGACGGCUGCAGCAACAACGGAAACGCCGCCCCUUGAAGGAGAGCAAGAGGUGGAGGAGGGUUUCGACAUGAGGGAGAGGGGAGAGGCGUUCAUGUGCGUGAGCCUGGAGGUUAAAAACAUGGUCGGGGUGGAAGAUGCACUCGAGAAGUUCACGGAGAAGGAGAUGAUCGAGGGAUACGCUUGGGAUGACGAGCGGAGGGACGUGACCAUCUACAAGAGGACCGUUCUAGGGAAGCUUCCGCCGAACGUGGUGCUCCACCUGAACCGCUUCAAGAUGAAUCUCGACACCUUCCAGACAGAGAAGGUUAACACGCGAUUCGACUUCCCCACCCGACUGGACCUAGAGCCCUUCACGAAAGAGGGCAUGGCGUGGCGAGAGCGCGUGGAGGCUGCGGGGGGACGCGGGCCGGAGGACGCCAAGAGGCUUGGCUUGCCGGGACCGUACGAAGUCCACCCUCGGUCGUACUACACCUACGAGCUUCGCGGGGUGGUCGUUCACACCGGGACCGCAAACCAGGGUCACUACUUCAGCUACAUCCGAGACCCGAGGCAACAGCAGCAGCACGCUUCCUCCUUUGCCGAAGAAAUGGCCGAGGGCUGCAGCAGCGGCAACAGCAGCGGGCCGUCUCCCGCUAGCGCGUCGCAGCCGCCGGACGCCGAUGCGAGCCCUUCUACAGCGUCGCUGUCUACGGACGGCGCCGGCGUUGGGGAUGAUGAGUCGAAGGAGCCGGCGGCGGCGGCUGCCAGCGGAGGUACCGCUCUCUCGCAGCCGGAGGCCGGGGAUGCCGGGGCGGUUGGUGGUUCAGGUGUGGGCGGUAAGGGGGCCCCGCAGUGGUGCGAGUUUAAUGAUACCAUGGUGAAAGAGUGGGCCGUGGCGGGACGGAGAGCGGGAAGCGAAGGUGGGGAGGGGGGCAAGGAGGACGGCGGUGGGAGGAUUGGCGGGUUGUCGACGGAUUGCUUCGGCGGGCAGCAGACCAUGCAGGAGACGGACGAAUACGGCUGGCCGCGCACUCUCCGUAAGGACAACAUCCAGAACGCCUAUCUUCUCUUCUACGAGCGUGUUGACCAAUCUUACGGUGCGGGUUUCGAUACCGCUAGUCCGGAAGAGGAAGGGAAAGGAGGCUCUGGAGACCGGGAUCCAGGCAACCACGGCGAAGAAGUGGCGGCCCCCGCUACACUGGCAGAGAAAGCGAAAGCCGGAGUCGGCGGGGUUUCCGCCGCGGCAGCGGAGAUGGAGGCUGCGGCGGUGCCGCCUUCCGUUUUCCGACAAGUCUGGGACGACAACAACAAGUUCCUUCUCGACAGGCAGCUGUACCACCCAGACAUGUCUAACUUCGUGUUGGAUAUCAUCAAGGCUGUUCGACAGGUUGCCUCGGCCUCUCCCGCCACCACCGGGGACAGAACAAAGCCAUCCCCGGGUUGUCUCGCAGACACGCCUGCUGGCGCGCUUGAAGCGAAAUUUCCGAGAGCGGUUCCGCCGUUGUCGGAGGGUGUAGCAGUAGAUCUAGUGGAGGGGUUCUUGGAGUGGGGAGUGCGGUACCUUCUCGACAACCUGGCGCGCGCGCUCGACAACGAUGCCUUUGCUCCGUUGGUGGAGGAGUUGCAGGCGAGUCGAGGGCUGUACGACUUAAGGCCUGAAGCCGCGGGGGCAUUCCUCGACGCGGAGACGGAAGGGGGUAUGCAGGGGAUGCGGGAGAUGCUUCUACUGUGCCCCGACCGCUCCGUGCGGGUGGCGAUGCGAUCUUUCUACCUCCACCUGCUCGGCAUUCUAGCGGAGGCGGAGGGGGACAGAUAUCUUGACUACGACGACCCCUCGCCAUCGCAGCAGCAGCUCGACCCCUCCUUGUUAGCCGACCAAUCCCCCACCACCGAGGAGGGGGGCGGCACUACCACCGCAGUCGCCGGAACUCCCACCGCCACGCCGACAUCGAGCGGCACCGCUUGUGCUCUGGAAGAGGGGACGGAGAACGCCCUGUGGCCUGCAGCAGGGGACCAGGUGCAGCUCCAAGAGGAGAUGGAGGAGGAGAGAGGACGGUCGAGCACGCGACUGGGAAGGGUGGUGGCCGGCUGGGUCAGUCUUCUGCCCGACGCGGCCAGAUCUUGGGGGCGGUUCGAGCAGUUCUUGGAGGUGAUCGAGGGCGUCGGCAACAUGGGGGACAGAGAGAGGGAUCUGCUGCUCAACAGGCAGAUGGUGUGCCGGCUGGGCUCAUUCUUCUUGCAGGAGAAGAGCCCGAUGUACGACCCUCACAAGCGACUGCCGAGGAUGGGCCACAAGACAGCGCCGCCACGCUUCUCGCCGCUGGUGCGCUGCUUGAGGUCGCUGCGCGCCCACUCUGGCGAGACUUCUCGGUGGCAGCCGAGGGGAUCGGUGCAGGUGGAAUCGGACACGGACACUGUGUCUGAUAGCGAGGGGUCCCGCAGUGAUGACAGCGCAAGCAGUAUGAGAGCGGUCAAGUCGAUGCCGGUGGGGCCCGUGGCGGCCUUCCCAGACAGCGGUGCCGACGCUAUAAACGAGGAGGGCGGGCCCUUACCGUUGCCCCUGACGGCAUCAUUGGCUCCGAUAGACCGCGAGACUCUAGAGGCCACGUCCGGCUCGUCUUAUCCUGCUGCAGCUGCAGAGGAGGGGGGCGAUGCCAGGGCGGGGAGGGGCGAUGCGGAGGUUGUUGGGGUGCGGGGCAGCAGGGUGACCGCGAAAGAGCGGUCGAGGAGCGUGGCCUUGUCUCCGGGCUGCCGACGGUGCCUGAACUGUGAGACGCUGUACGAUCUGGCUUUCGAGGAACACCACGCACCGGAGGCGGCGGCCGAGCUCAUGUGCGCGUGGGCGGCCGACGCCUCUAAGCUGCUGCGACCGCUCUCCCGACUCAUCGUCCAAGGGGUCGACAGCACACCCUUCGCCGAUGUCGACAGCUGGCUGCUCGCCCUCCGGGCUUGGCUCGAGGUGGACGAUACCCUCAAGGUGGAGCGGUAUCAGAUGGUGCUGGGCACGGGCAAGCAAGAGGUGGAGCCGAAGCUCCUCCUGCUGAUGAUGUUGCAGCAGGAAAAGUACGACAAGUGGCUCUUCCGCGUGCUGAUGGUCGUCUCAGAGUUGAUGGUGAGACAAGCGAUCAGCUACACCCUCCUCACGACGUACUGUAAUCGUAGCGUGCCGGGUAAAAGAGCGGUGUUAUCGUGUUAUCGCGUCGCCAUCGAAGUCCAUGACAUGCUUCCCUGGGCGGACUGGAUGACCAAGCACCUGAUCGACACAUACGGCUCUGGGCGAGGCUGUGUUGGACCUCUUAGGGUGAAAGAGAUGGAUUUGAUCCAGAUCAAGGAAAACCUCAGCGCGUACGAGAAGGCCUACUUUGGCCACACGGCGGAGGAGCGUUUGCUUGACAUGACCAGGAGGGCCAGGAUCGGCCCUGCCGAGGGAGAACCGGGUGUUACUCGGGUGGAGAGCUCCACAAGCAACGGCGUCCAGGUGGAGAUGCUAGACGCGACAGACACGGCCAUGAUGAUGCCCGGCGCUGGUGGCGGAGGGCACCUGACGAUGGCGGGAGGAAUUCCCCUCAAGCGUUUCUGGAGGGUAACAAACCACCGGAUGGACAGCGUGACUUUCGCCUUUGAGAUUGAACCCACGCCGUCACGGCUGGACACAGUUUACCCUUCCCGCCGCCCCAACUACCACGUCCCGGCCGGGCGCAAUGUGAAGCUGCUCCUUAAGCCCAGAGAAACGGCGGGCAUCAUGGAAGUGGACAAGCUCGACCUCACCAGGGAGUUUCAACCGCACCCGUUCAGCUGGGUUUUCGAGACGCUACCCGAGACACCAACACCAACAGCAACACCGCCGGCAGCAGUAGCAGCAGCGGCGGCUGCAGCGGCAGGGGAAGCUAUUCCUACGCCGGCCCUGCCCACGGCACUGACGGCGUCCGACCUCCUCGAGAAGCAAGCCCAGCUCGAGGGCGACCUGGGGGAGGCGGCGAGGGUGGCUCUGAGGCUCGAGCAGGAAGAAGCCGCCGAGGCUCAGGCUGCCGCGAUCGCCGCUGCCAAGCGAGCGGAAGAGCACGAGCUCUCCCAGGCGGUCGCCGCGACCGCUUCCUCUCUCCCCGUGAUCCCGUACGAGGUGGUGUCCAAGGUCAAGGCGGACGGAAUCUCGUCCUCCUCGGAGGGAAAGGUCGGAGACGCGGGAGCGGAUGAUGCCGGGCGGAGGGCGAAGGACGAGGCGGAGUUUUGGGGAGUCAAGGCAGAGGCGGGGCCAUGGGUGGAAGACGAGGAGCACGGCGAAACCGUCCUGUUCUCUCACGAGGGAAGUGGUAGUGCUGACGGCGGCGGCAGCACGUCGGCCGGCGAGACGGCGGCCGUUCAAGAUGCGGACACCGCCGAUGGGAGUCAUGCCGAGGACGACGUCAGCGAUCACCGUGUGAACAUUUGAUGAGCUCCUGUAGUUUAUGGCCUUCUCUGA